This is a messenger RNA of Coccinella septempunctata (seven-spotted ladybird), 1276 nucleotides long. Its product is annotated as cleavage and polyadenylation specificity factor subunit 5-like. Gene Ontology annotation, molecular function: mRNA binding. The transcript has 5 exons. Lineage: Eukaryota; Metazoa; Arthropoda; Insecta; Coleoptera; Coccinellidae. Gene Ontology annotation, cellular component: mRNA cleavage factor complex. The record is from RefSeq and is a predicted model, not a curated record. The coding region runs from base 103 to 843 and encodes 246 amino acids.
CAAAACAUAACAUAACCAAAGUUUUAAAAAUUUCUGUGCUUGGUAAUUAUUUUGUUAAUCGGUGCAUAUAAAAAAAUUCAAACGGCAUUGAGUCGUGUGAAAAUGGCAAUGAAUUCUGCACAAGUGAAGGCUCAACAAAUGCAGUCAAGUAUGAAUAAAGGAAAUGCCAGUGCACCCGGUACUAUGAACUCAAACGGUACAGGAUGGCCAAAAAGAAGAGCCUCUGAUAGCUAUACCCCUUCAGUUACAACAGCAAUCAAUAAAAUCGUCAAUUUGUAUCCUCUUACUAACUACACAUUCGGUACGAAAGAACCUCAAUUUGAAAAAGAUCCAAGUGUACCUGCAAGAUUUCAGAGAAUGAGAGAUGAAUUUGUAAAAAUAGGUAUGCGAAGGAGUGUCGAAGGAGUUUUAUUAGUUCAUGAGCAUUCUUUACCUCAUGUUCUGCUCCUACAACUGGGCACAACAUUUUUUAAACUACCUGGCGGUGAACUAAAUCCUGGGGAAGAUGAAAUUGAAGGACUGAAAAGAUUACUAACUGAGACUUUCGGCAGGAGCGAUGGUCCAAAACAGGAAUGGCUGGUUGAAGACAUCAUUGGUAACUGGUGGAGGCCAAACUUCGAACCACCUCAAUAUCCAUAUAUUCCUCCACAUAUCACCAAACCCAAGGAACACAAGCGUUUAUUCCUAGUUCAACUUCAAGAUAAAGCUCUUUUUGCUGUACCGAAAAAUUAUAAACUUGUAGCGGCGCCACUUUUCGAGCUUCAUGACAAUUCCCAAGGAUAUGGACCAAUUAUAUCAACAUUGCCACAGGCACUCUGCAGGUUCCAAUUCAAUUAUAUGUAGAAUUUAACAGAGACUGUGUAUAUGGAGCGAAUAACAAGAAAACGGUGGAAAUCAUACAUGGAAUAUGAAGAUACAAUAUAUAGACAUAGGUACAUAAGGAUAAACUUAAUUUCUGAUGGAUACCUGUUUCUAAUAAAUUUGUAAUUAUAUAAUAGGCCGUUUUUAAUUCAAACUAUAAUAGAAAGAAUUUUUUGUUCAGAAGGACGUUAGGAAUUCUAAUCCAUAUUGGUAUUUAAAAUGAAUAUAAAUUAUAUUUUUCGCACUCGUGUAUUGAAAUUUUUGAAUUUGAAUUUAUGCAUGAUGAAAGAACUUGGAUAUAGGUUUUGAAGUGAUUAAUUGGAAUUUUUCCAAGAACAAAGAUUUUAUGAUAUAUUAUCAAACGACUUCUUCACGACCUUGUAUCAUAUCACUAAAAUAUAUUUUUUAUAUUUGA